CAAAUCCCAAUGUCAAUGAACCAAGAAAAUCAAGACCAGAUUCAUCUCCUCUUAAUUCACUUCCUUUUUAUUUACUUCACCUCUUUCUUCUUUUUCUUCUCUAUAUAAACCUAUUCAGAUCCUUUUCUCCUUCAUCGCAAAUCUUACAUUUGCUCUCUCCCUUCCAUCACCCACAAAAGGGUUUUUUUUUUUGGCACCCGAAGUGAUAAACCUUAAAACCAUAAAACCACAAAGGUUCUUUAUCGUUGAUCACUAAUAUAAACCCUAUGGCAGAAUUCAAGAGAAAGUUCAACAAAGGCCAUGCUUUUACAAGCAAAUGUGUUUCCUUGGUGAAGGAACAACGAGCUCGUCUCUAUAUUCUCCGCCGUUGCGCUACCAUGCUUUGCUGCUGGUACAUCCAUGGCGAUGAAUAGAGAGAGCCCCCUUGAGUUCAUCUUUCAAAUUACAUAUAGCUAUAUAUAUGUGUGUGUAUAUAUAUAUGCCUCUCCUCCCCAUCUCUUCUUCUUGAAUCCAUGUUGGUAUUGGUGGUUGCAUGGCGUGAUCCCUCUCCAUAAAUAUUUUGAUUCUCUCUUCUAUUGGUGCAACCCUGCUUAAUCUCCUCUUUUUUAACCUAAAGAGUG
This is a messenger RNA of Brassica napus (rape), 620 nucleotides long. Its product is annotated as small polypeptide DEVIL 19-like. Gene Ontology annotation, biological process: negative regulation of cell population proliferation. The record is from RefSeq and is a predicted model, not a curated record. Bases 267 to 413 code for a protein of 48 amino acids. Lineage: Eukaryota; Viridiplantae; Streptophyta; Magnoliopsida; Brassicales; Brassicaceae. The transcript has a single exon.